CGUAGGAAAUUCAUAAAGAAUAAUAUUAUUUUGAAAUUUAAGUUAAAAAUUCUUUACAUUAAAAUCUAAAGCAUUACACAAAGCGAUGACAAUAAUCUAGUCAGUAGCUGGAAUAAUAAAUACUUAAAAGUCAGGAACUAGCUAGAGAGAGAACAGGAUUAAAAACUUGCCGCAGAAUGCAUAAUGUUGAAGGUUUAAUAGCGCUACUGGAAACUACCGCGGUUGUGACCACUGUUUUGCAGUACUUAUCAGGAGCCAUUAUAUGUCAAAAGUACAUAAAAAAGAAAUCAACCGGUGAAUCUUCUGGAUUUCCAUUCAUAUGUGGCUUUUUAUCUUGUAGUUACUGGAUUCACUAUGGCAUGUUAAGUGAGGAACGAAGUGUAGUUUUAGUUAAUACCAUUGGUGUGACCUUAUUCUUGAUAUAUACUCUGAUUUAUUAUGUUUUUACCGUCAAUAAGAAUGCUUACGUUAAGCAGUUUCUGGUCGUGAUAACUGCUUUAUUUGGUAUUGUGUUUUAUAUUAAUGGAAUUGCCGAUAAAGGACAGGCUCAAAACUUUAUGGGAAUUGUUUGCUGUAUUGUCACCGUUUGCUUCUUUGCGGCACCUCUAACAAAUCUUUUGCAUGUAAUACGGGUUAAAAACUCAGAAAGUUUACCUUUCCCCUUAAUUGUAAUGUCAUUUUUGGUGUCCGUACAAUGGUUGAUAUAUGGUAUUAUAAUAGCCGAUACAUUUAUACAGCUACCCAACUUUUUAGGCUGUCUUUUAUCACUAAUGCAACUUUUCCUAUUUGUUUGCUAUCCUCCAAAAAGUUUUGCUGGUCAAGGCUAUAAACUUGUAGACCAAUCCGUGGUAUUUUAAACACAACAACAUGAAAUUUUUUAUACAAUUAUUAAGAAGAAAAAAAGAAUGGCUACAAAAGACUUUUUUAACACAAUUUUUAAUUGUUCUUUAACUUUGAAAUUGUAUAUACGUAUUAUUUUUUAUUUGUUUAAUUAUUUUCUUUCGCUUUUCUGCUCUUAUAAAGCGCCAGUAUAAUUUACUUAAUAUAAAAUAUAAUUUAGAGGCUUAGAACUUAAUUAAAAAUUAUAUUUAACAAAAAAUAAUAAUAAAAAACACUCACCUCUUUAAUUGUUCCAGAAAUAA
This is a messenger RNA of Calliphora vicina (urban bluebottle blowfly), 1142 nucleotides long. RefSeq names its product saliva (gene slv). Gene Ontology annotation, biological process: carbohydrate transport. NCBI's taxonomy places the organism in Eukaryota, Metazoa, Arthropoda, Insecta, Diptera, Calliphoridae. Gene Ontology annotation, molecular function: sugar transmembrane transporter activity. The coding region runs from base 177 to 857 and encodes 226 amino acids. The record is from RefSeq and is a predicted model, not a curated record. The transcript has 5 exons. Gene Ontology annotation, cellular component: membrane.